Messenger RNA from Rhodofomes roseus, 519 nucleotides. RefSeq lists its product as uncharacterized. NCBI's taxonomy places the organism in Eukaryota, Fungi, Basidiomycota, Agaricomycetes, Polyporales, Fomitopsidaceae. The coding region runs from base 114 to 428 and encodes 104 amino acids. The record is from RefSeq and is a predicted model, not a curated record. The transcript has 3 exons.
CCAGAAUAUGUAGUCUGCAACAGGCCCAGGCGCGUUCCCUUGGUCGAGGUGUCUCUGGGAGCGUCUCUGGCCGCGUCGUGUCUUCCCGCGCUGCUAACAAUACAUUCGAGAGCAUGUGGUCGCUGUCAAAGCAUGUCAUCGGGGUCACCCUUUGCGUCUCCCAACAGUCUACAGUCGCUUUCCAUGGUUCAAGCACUUGCUUCUGCGGAGGCCUGCACCUGACUCAUCGUAGCAGCUGUCAUCGGCAGCUCUACUGGCCGCACUCAAGAGUUGCGAGCAGUCGCACCCAUAGUGAAACAUCAGUCCAGUACGCAUCAGAUCAAGUCACGCAGGUUUCCAACCAAUCUUCAACGCUACGAGGCGAUGCUUACGGCAACCUUGACGAUCCCUGCAAAUUCAUAGAUUACCGGUCAUCAACAUCACAUUGAACUGAAGUUCACUCGUUAAUUGGGAGUCAUGGUCAAGGCACCGUACCGCUGUUAGCAGUCAGGACAGGUCGUUGCUUGUCGUUCUUGUCGG